Messenger RNA from Paramecium octaurelia, 460 nucleotides. NCBI's taxonomy places the organism in Eukaryota, Ciliophora, Oligohymenophorea, Peniculida, Parameciidae. The record is from the annotation of a GenBank genome assembly.
AUGAAAGCUCUUUAAAACCCCAUAGAAGAUUUACAAAAGAUCCUUCUAAAGCUGAUCAGAAGACUGAGGUAAUUUAGUAAAGUUUAAGCAAAAAUGUGGAUAAAGUUUAUGAUAAUAUUCAGAGAGAUAAAGAAUACUAAACAUUAUUUCUCAUUUGGGUUUAAACAAGAAGAAAGCACCAUUCCAGUCUUCGACAAGAUAAGGUUAUCUUAAUCUAGAAUCAUACUUUAUAAACCACAAUAAUGUCAAGAAAGAGGAACAAGACAUAUUAAUUGUUAAAGCUAAAGAGUUAUUAUCUAAACCUGUUAAGAGAAAGCACAUCAGAUCAGAAUCCCAAUUAGUCCAAAAGAUCCCAGAAUAAUAUGAUAUGCUCAAAUAAUAUGCUGACGAAAACAGUGGCUAUGAUCAUAUUCAGCUCAGUUUAGUGAAGUUAUAAGAACAAUACUAGGUCAUUUCAUGA